AUACUGGGAAACUCUCAAUUCUGAGCAGAUAUCUACCCAAUCACGGAUUGAGGAGAGAAGCAAGAAGAAGAAAUGGAGAUUACACUGAACAGUGGCUUCAAAAUGCCGAUCAUCGGCUUAGGAGUUUGGAGAAUGGAGAAAGAAGAGCUUCGAGACCUUAUCAUCGAUGCCAUCAAGAUCGGUUAUCGUCAUCUCGACUGUGCUGCUAAUUAUAAGAACGAAGCUGAAGUUGGUGAGGCUCUUACAGAAGCAUUCACGACAGGUCUUGUCAAGAGGGAGGAUCUCUUCAUUACGACUAAGGUCCAAACGGCUUUAAGUUAAACUACUACAUACCUUUGAUAUCAGUUCAUUUCAGAUCGAAUGCUCUCUGUCUUGGUUUUGCAGCUAUGGAGUUCAGACCAUGGCCAUGUUAUUGAGGCAUGCAAAGACAGUCUCAAGAAACUUCAACUUGAUUACCUCGACCUUUUCCUCGUUCAUAUACCCAUAGCUACAAAACACACGGGAAUAGGAACAACCGAUAGUGCUUUGGGGGAUGAUGGGGUAUUGGACAUAGAUACAACAAUCUCUCUGGAAACUACAUGGCACGACAUGGAAAAGCUUGUUUCUAUGGGUUUAGUCCGCAGCAUUGGAAUCAGUAACUAUGAUGUCUUUCUAACGAGAGAUUGCUUGGCUUACUCCAAGAUCAAACCUGCUGUGAAUCAGAUCGAGACACAUCCUUACUUCCAACGCGAUUCUCUAGUCAAAUUCUGCCAGAAACAUGGUAUCUGUGUCACUGCUCAUACUCCUCUGGGAGGUGCCACAGCCAAUGCCGAAUGGUUUGGCACCGUGUCAUGUCUGGAUGACCCAGUUCUCAAAGAUGUGGCCGAGAAGUACAAACAGACAGUGGCACAGAUUGUCCUGAGGUGGGGAAUUCAGAGGAACACGGUGGUGAUACCAAAGACAUCGAAGCCUGAAAGAUUGGAAGAGAAUUUUCAGGUUUUCGACUUCCAACUAUCGAAAGAGGACAUGGAAGUGAUCAAAAGCAUGGAGAGGAAUUACCGCACGCACCAAACAGCCAAGUUUUGGGGCAUUGAGCUCUACGCUUGAUCACACACACACUCUCUCUCUCUAUCUAUCUAUAUGAAUAAAUGAAGCUUAAGAAUAUAAUAUCAGAUAACUUCAACUUUUUUAAGAAAACCUAAGACUCCAAUUUCGAA
Arabidopsis thaliana (thale cress) is the source of this 1196-nucleotide messenger RNA. RefSeq names its product NAD(P)-linked oxidoreductase superfamily protein. Gene Ontology annotation, molecular function: aldose-6-phosphate reductase (NADPH) activity; oxidoreductase activity, acting on the CH-OH group of donors, NAD or NADP as acceptor; oxidoreductase activity. The transcript has 5 exons. Bases 361 to 1086 code for a protein of 241 amino acids. The record is from RefSeq and is marked reviewed. Lineage: Eukaryota; Viridiplantae; Streptophyta; Magnoliopsida; Brassicales; Brassicaceae.